This is a messenger RNA of Eucalyptus grandis, 1826 nucleotides long. Its product is annotated as splicing factor U2af small subunit B. NCBI's taxonomy places the organism in Eukaryota, Viridiplantae, Streptophyta, Magnoliopsida, Myrtales, Myrtaceae. The coding region runs from base 126 to 1109 and encodes 327 amino acids. Gene Ontology annotation, molecular function: metal ion binding; pre-mRNA 3'-splice site binding. The transcript has 6 exons. Gene Ontology annotation, cellular component: U2AF complex; spliceosomal complex. The record is from RefSeq and is a predicted model, not a curated record. Gene Ontology annotation, biological process: mRNA splicing, via spliceosome.
UCUAAAAUCGACCCCAUGGCUUCUCGCAGAACCUGCGAACUCAACCUCCCACCCCGCGAAGCGCUUACGAGCCUCCUCAUCGAUCGUCUUGUCGCUCGCUGAAUUCCCAGUUUCUGUCGAGAGAGAUGGCGGAGCAUCUGGCGUCGAUCUUCGGGACGGAGAAGGACCGCGUGAACUGCCCCUUCUACUUCAAGAUCGGGGCGUGCCGGCACGGGGACCGCUGCUCCAGGCUCCACACCAAGCCCAGCAUCAGCCCCACCCUCUUGCUCUCCAACAUGUACCAGCGCCCCGACAUGAUCACCCCCGGCGUCGACGCCCAGGGCCAGCCCAUCGACCCCCGCAAAAUCCAGGAGCAUUUCGAGGAUUUUUAUGAAGAUCUGUUUGAAGAGCUGAACAAGUAUGGAGAGAUGGAGAGCCUUAAUGUCUGCGAUAACCUUGCUGACCACAUGGUGGGCAAUGUCUAUGUUCAGUUUAGAGAGGAAGAACAGGCGCAAAGGGCCCUUCAGAGCCUGAGUGGAAGAUAUUAUGCAGGCCGUCCCAUUAUUGUUGAUUACUCUCCUGUCACUGACUUCCGAGAAGCCACCUGUAGGCAAUAUGAAGAAGACAAGUGCAACCGUGGUGGAUACUGCAAUUUUAUGCAUUUGAAAAGCAUUAGCAGGGAGUUGAGGCGGCAAUUGUUUGGGAGGUAUCGACGGAGGCAUAGUCGGAGCCGGAGCCGGAGCCGAAGCCCCUAUCGGCACCGUAGCUAUGAAGAGCACUCUUAUGGAGGAAGGGGAUAUCGGAGGAGACAUGAUGAGUAUGACUAUCAUGAUAGCAGGAGCAGGAGGCACAGGAGCACAAGUCCUGGCCACCGGAGAGGGAGAAGUAGGAGUCCACAAGGAAGGAGGAAUGCCAGUCCGGUUAGGGAAGGCAGUGAGGAGAGGCGUGCCAGAAUUGAACAAUGGAACAGGGAAAGGGAAUGGCAAGAAAAUGCUAAUGUGGCCAACUCUAACCAUAACAGCAAUGGCAAUCUUGAAAAUGCUAUGAAUCAUCAUGCGAGAAGUGGGGAUUUGUGCGCUUAUCAAAAGCAGCAGCAGCCACCUUCUCAGGAUGGAGUGUAUGGAUAUUGAUUGAAUCCGAGUUAAUGGAAUUCAGUGUGCACACAUCAGGACUUAUGUCGAAGCAAAACUUCCACGGUUUUGAUGGUUCUGCUUUCUAUCUUCACUUCUACUAUUCGUGAAUUAUGUAAACCAAUAAUGAUCUUAUGUACCUUUCAAGUCUUGCAGGUCAAGGUUCUGCAUUUUCUUCAAGUGGAUUCAGUGUUUUACAUCUAUAGUUUAUCAAAAGGGAAGGAAUCAAUCCAGUUUUUUGAUCAUGGUUUCCCUGUGUGUACAGGUUGCCUGGCAGAUAGUGGAGAAUUGGGUCUGGAGGAUCUGUAGUUAUUUUGGAUCCAUCAAAGUUAUCUAAGGUCAUGUCUUGCUUUAUUUUAUGCGUAGCAGAUUGGGAACAGCGAUGUUAGUUUCUUUUUACUGCUUUGAUCAUCAUGAGGACUCGUUACUUGUAGAAUACUUACAAUCCAUAUGACAAACAGUUAAUGGCUCAUGAUAGCUAGACUUGAUUGUACGAGGAUGAAGCAAACCGACUAGUGGUGGUGGUCAUUUCGAAAGAUGCAUUUGCAUCCCGCAAUUUGACGAGCUUCCUUGGAAGUCGUUGUCCAAAUUGUAGUUUUAAUUUGAUGGGAACGCGCAUGCAAACUGAAUCAUGCCGCGGAUGUUCCUUUGGUCGACCUUGUUUUGUUCAUCAGUACAGUUUUAGUCCACGCGAGUCAGAUUCGGAUUUUCAUGGGA